This is a messenger RNA of Dichotomopilus funicola, 711 nucleotides long. RefSeq lists its product as uncharacterized. Bases 1 to 711 code for a protein of 236 amino acids. NCBI's taxonomy places the organism in Eukaryota, Fungi, Ascomycota, Sordariomycetes, Sordariales, Chaetomiaceae. The transcript is spliced from 4 exons. The record is from RefSeq and is a predicted model, not a curated record.
AUGCAGCUCAAAGUACUCACCCUUAUCAUGGCGGCUACGGCCAUGGCCGCCACCAAUGAACCCUGCUUUGGCGCAGACGGCAGGGCUGGUGUUUGUGUCUCGACCAGCGCCUGCUCUUCGGCAGGUGGUAUCACCAUCGCCGGUGGCUGCCCUGCCGACGCGGCCGAUAUCAAGUGCUGUACCAAAGCCUCGUGCUCCAACACGUCCGCCGGAAACUGCCGCUGGCAAAGCGACUGUGCCGGAAGUUCCGUGGCAAACCAAUGCCCCGGCCCGGCGCAGAUGAAGUGCUGCUCGUCGGCCGCUACUGGGUUCGGCGGAUACGCGGCGCCCGCUUUCCCGGCCGUCGGCGCCUGCAAGGCCGUCGCGGUGACCGGCGCCAAGACUCUUGUCGCUGCGUGGCCCGGUCGUGUGCGCCAGAUCUACUGCACCCGCGACUGUGCCUGCCCAGGCACCUCGGAUCACUGCUGCGGGAAGGCGAUUGACUUCAUGUGCUCGGACGGCGGUGGCAUUCCCACCACCUCUGGCCGUCAGCUUGCCGAGUGGGUGAUGAACAACCGCGCGACGCUCAACCUCAAGUAUGUCAUCUACGGCCAGAAGAUUUGGAACCCUUCCCAGGAUAGCGUCAAAGCGUGGACCAGCUGGCGUCCGAUGGAGGACCGCGGCGAUGUUACGCAGAACCAUUGGGAUCAUGUUCACGUUAGCUUCAACUGA